AUGGCAAGGCCACGUCCACCGGACCCGCUGGGGCGGCCCGGUGAAUGUGUGGAGUUGAGUCAUCAUAGUCGACUCCAGUUAGUCGAGGAUGAUGAGUCCGACGUGGCCAUCCUGAUCAAUCACAUCAGUGGCGAGCGAGUCGUACUGGAGAAGAAGACGGACGAUGGCCGGCUUCACUUCACUCCGGACCAAAGAUACGGCUUUCUGCUCAUGGGCGGCAAGUCGGUCUGGGCGAGACUCUUGAAGUGGCAUGGUUUCCAAUGCCGAUCCAGCGGAGAGACAUUCCUCGCUCACAAGCUUGCUGGAGAGGCCGGCGUGGUGGUUCAAUGGCUGGACGAAAGCAUCGGCAGAACCUGGAGAAAGCUGGAUUUGCCAGGCCAGAGUGGAGCAGCCGUAGUUUGUUUAGAAUUCGACCAGACGUACCGCAAAUCAGGCUGCAGCGUGUACUGGUCGCUACAGUCUUUGCUUAAGAGCUUCCUGUCGGCUGAAUCUGCGUCGAAGAUUUCACAAACCAGCAUUUCGACUUGGUUCCGAAAGUCUUGGCGUUCGGUGUUGGAAAAGCACCUAGGCCGAGGCUGCCGAGUGGACGAUCAUAUCCUGGCGACAGAUCGCCAGCGGGCCACUUCUUCAUCAGCAGUCGGCCCAGCUGAUGCCGCAGUCGUCCCCGGGCAAGAUGAUGAUGCAGCAGUAGAGGAUGCAGUCGGCCCCGUGGCGGACGACAGCGUCGAUGGCGGCAGGCGUCAAACUGAUGAUGAGGAGGACCUGUUACAAGUCAACAUCACAAUGUUGUCCACUGUCGCCAUGCUGCAGCUCUUGUUGCACAUGUGCAACAAGCCUCCGAUGGACGUGUCGGAGGAUGCUGUUCGGCAGUUCACCCGCCGAUUGCUGGCUUGUUUUCAUGUCGGCCUGGACUCAAAAAGAGAAGAGCCCAUCGUUCACAGCCAGUGGCUCAGACUGCGGUUCGACGAACAGUUUUCGCCGCACAUGUCGAGGACGACUUUCGGCGAGCCUCUCUUCAGCGUCAGCAAGAAGCUGCGAUACGAAAUUGUGGAAAGCAGCCAUUGCUGGAAGAUGCUGCCAAAAGCUGUCAAGAAGAGCGUCGCGCUCCGCAGUCGAGAUGACAUCGUUUCCCUUCUCAUUGGAACUUUUCGGCGCUCAAAUUGCGCAUGGAUCACCGAUCAACUGGCCUUCGGGAUUGCAGCCACAGUGGAAGCUGAAAGGUACCUGGUUUUUCAGAAGUCGUCCACUGUCAUGAGCGAGUCGGCCGCAAACAUCAAGCCGCGCCGAUCGCUCAAUGAUGCUGCGGUUCUGGCACAUCGUGCCCGCGAAGCCUUCAAAGACAGAAAGUCGGACAAGAAGGACCUGCUGAGGUAUUUCUUGGGCUGCCGGAGGGCGAUGGCCGACACCCGUAUUUUGGCCAUCGCUGAUGACGAGUCUCGUGUUGGCGGCAAGGAGCGGCUUAUGCUGUGCGCGAUGAGCGAGCAAGGUGAGAUCAGGGACAUGAAGAUCCGGAUGGCGCAACCUGGGGAGCCAGUCGAACAAGUCGACAAGGACCUUUGGAAGGAGCGAGCUCGUCGCUUCUUGAAGCGAGAGGCUGGCCGACAGCAGGAACUGGAAGAUUCGGCGGUUGUGCGCAAGCGGCUGCGGCCUCCGGCCCGACUGCCUUCCUUCGACCUGUUGCUAGCCAAGAGCAAUGCUUUGGCUUGCAUCACCGGCCAUGGUCUCGAGGCUUUUGUGCCGAAGGAUGAAGACAAGUCGGUGCCGCUCUGGGAAAGACACGUGCUAGUCGAGAGCAGUGAUCAAGGGUCCCUAGAAGAUCCUCUCCACAGCAUGUGGAAAUCUUUGCUCAACGGCGUGAAGGAGUCGAACCUCUACUCAGUCGUCAGCCUCAGCACAGUCUGGCUCAACCUUCACGAAGGGAAGUGGUGGGCAGAGGUGACAGAGGCUUGGACAGAGUUUGUUGCAACGGCGGACAAGCGAGAUCCGCUGAUUUGUGCAACUCUCAGUCGCAUGAGUCGGUUCAGCGCCGACCAUGGAGUCACGCUCGAUGAUUUCAUGAGCGAUCUGGCAGCUGGCAACUCAAAUUUUUUGCAUCGCAGGGGUGAGUCGGUUCAGCCGAGUCGCUGGUUUACGUGGCAAGAUUCAAUUAUGAAGAGGCUAGACAACCCUGCGGAUCUACACUUGCAGUACCUGGUCAUGUUAUUCCAUGGCAUCUCCAUGGGAUACUUGGCCGUUACAAUCAGUUACAAUGUCGUUUUUUUCAUUUGCAACGAGAAAGAAUAA
Messenger RNA from Symbiodinium sp. CCMP2592, 2283 nucleotides. The record is from the annotation of a GenBank genome assembly. Lineage: Eukaryota; Dinophyceae; Suessiales; Symbiodiniaceae.